Molecule: messenger RNA, 1953 nt
Organism: Aureobasidium pullulans EXF-150
Lineage: Eukaryota; Fungi; Ascomycota; Dothideomycetes; Dothideales; Saccotheciaceae
Exons: 2
Coding region: 359-1567 (402 amino acids)
Biological process (GO): division septum assembly
Cellular component (GO): division septum
Source: RefSeq, a predicted model, not a curated record
GGUGCAUCUUUGCGAGUUUCAAGCGACAUCAUCGUUGGCCAAGUCAUUGAAGUCUGUUAUUCUUAAGGAAAGAAAUCAUCAACUCUGCUCUUUGAUGCGUGUGUGAUUGUCACAUCUAGAAUCCCCUUGUCCGCAGCCGUCCCCCGCCCUGUCCCGACCAUCGUGCUUGGUGUGUGUGUUGGUUGACGUCUAGACACAAAGAGCUGACAGGCGCCUUGUCUGCGUCUCCCUUUUGCUCUCGCUCAACCUUUGCAAUCCCAUCCUCGCUCUUGCAAUCUCUCUUCAUAUCAUCGACCCAAGUCCAUGACAUGCGGGCGACGGCGCCUGUACUAACGACGACGACUCCGCCGCACCCAUCAUGACCUCAGCCUUUGUGCGCGUUUCUGGCCCGCCGAACAGCAACUUCCUCGUGGGAUAUCCUGGAAUCUCGGCCACUUCACCGCGGAUAGAGGGCAAGGUUGAGGUUCGCCCACUGUUGGGCGUCUCAGCUCCUGUCCAUGUAUCGCUGGUUACCGUCUGCCUGCAGCGCCGCGAAAGCAUCCACCCCUCGGCCGAUACAAUCAAAGGCCAUCUGGUCACGUCAAAUCGUCGCGAAAUCACAGACAUAGUCGGCAAGGAGAUGCUGUUAUAUCGCGCUCCACUUGGGAGAGAAAGCGAAGCAGUACUGUCUAUGGACCUUCCAUUCGUCAUCUUCAUUCCCUACGGCCGAGGUGGUGAAGAGAUGGCUCGCCGUGUACCACCGGCGAGCUUGCAGCUGGAUCGUCGCGCUGCAGAAACAUACUACGAGAUUGUUGUCACAGUCCAACACGGCGCAAGCGACCAGAAGAAAUACGCCUUUCCUGUACCCAUCGCCCGCUACGAUACCUUGUCGACUUUCGGCAUGUACAACCGUCCAGAAAGCGCAGAACGGGUCGUCGACCAUCUCGUCACUCUCGCAAUAUCAUUACCACGCUGGUCUUACGGCCCCCUGGACCCCGUCAGCGUCUACAUCAAACUCACUCCCAACCCGGACAUGCUCAAGAAAGCCAUGAAGGUUACAAUAAAGACGAUAACUGUCAGCAUUGAAGAGGAGGUCAUAUACAAUCAUCAGGGCGACGAGCCGCAACGAAAAGCAAAAUUGCUAGCUUCAUCCACCCACCGCGUAGGGAUUAAGAUGCCCGAAGCUGGUUACUUUACAAAUUUGGGCUUGGUCUUUCCAGCCAGAGACUUGCGAAAUCCAGAAGGAAUCUUGCCCCGACAGAAGCGAGAGUUUCCUCUAUACGCUGUCAGCGGUUUCACAACCACCGGUACUCUUUACAAGAUUGAGUACUACCUGGUGGUAAAGGCCACCAUGUCUGGCGCAAAGGACAUAUUGAUCCGCCAACCCAUUGUCGUCUGUCCCUGGGAUCACGCUGGUUGCAAAGAAGAAAUGGAAGCCAUCGAGCAAGCCGCCAAAGACGCCUAUCACAUCUCUCCCGACAACCCCAUGUUACCCGCCCCUACCAUCAUCAAAGCCUCCGACGCCAAUGGUCUCAAAAGUCUAGGCAUGACCAUAGUCGGAGGUCACAGGAAACCCCUGAUUGAAUGAUCUGCUCUCUCCCGAUUUGUUUACUGUUCACUUCUCUUAUACCACUACCACUUUUUGGGACAAGUUACGACGUCACGACUAGUCCACUUGCCUCUUAUUCUUUGUUUUCUCAGCAGCGGGAAGGGGCAAAAAUGUUGAUUUGGCGCGGAGUUUUUGGGCGUUUGAAAGGAUGGAGAUAUGUCAGGCAGACUGGUGUCAACGGGACACUGGUGCCUUGCUCGAAUUGUGCCAGCCUCUGAGGAUUUGAAUUGCAUUUCUGGGAGUUUUCUUCUUUUUUCAGACCCUGCUCCAUUCUCCAUCAUAUGUGUCAUCGAUGGGAGACAACUUUGUAGCUAGAAGGACGGUAUCCUCUGUUUUUAGCAACAUAAUGUCAGUUCUUUCAGAAG